Xenopus tropicalis (tropical clawed frog) is the source of this 927-nucleotide messenger RNA. RefSeq names its product olfactory receptor family 5 subfamily AR member 35C (gene or5ar35c). Bases 1 to 927 code for a protein of 308 amino acids. The transcript has a single exon. Gene Ontology annotation, molecular function: G protein-coupled receptor activity; olfactory receptor activity. Gene Ontology annotation, biological process: signal transduction; G protein-coupled receptor signaling pathway. The record is from RefSeq and is a predicted model, not a curated record. NCBI's taxonomy places the organism in Eukaryota, Metazoa, Chordata, Amphibia, Anura, Pipidae. Gene Ontology annotation, cellular component: membrane; plasma membrane.
AUGGAAGCAAAUUUUACGCACGUUGAGAUCUUCAUCCUUCUUGGCUUCUCCCAUGUCCCUCAACUUCGCCUCUUCCUAAUUCCUACCUUCACCCUCAUGUAUGCCUGCACAAUCCUGGGGAACAGCCUCAUCAUUCUGCUCAUCAGAGAGGACCAUCGGCUUCACACCCCCAUGUAUUUUUUCUUGGCCAACCUCUCCACGAUGGACUUGUUGUUUACAGCCGUUACGGUCCCUAAAAUGAUUGGAGACCUUAUUUCCAGGGAAGGAAUGAUAUCGUUCCGUAGCUGCAUUGCUCAACUCUUUUUAAUAAUCGCGACUGGGGCAUCUGAAUCCCCCCUUCUCUCCAUCAUGGCUGUUGACCGUUAUGUUGCCAUAUGUGAUCCACUUCAUUAUAAAACCAUAAUGAGCUACAAACUGUGCUUUAGGCUGGCAAGUCUUUCAUGGGUGCUAGGGAGCUUAUAUUCUCUGAUUAACACAAUUCCCACUACCAAAAUUUACUUUUGUGGUCCUAAUGAGAUUAAUCAUUUAUUUUGUGAUAUUAUCCCACUCCUUCAGCUUGCCUGCUCAGAUAUUGCUCUUAAUGUUGCUUUUGUAUAUAUUUCAUUCUUCUUUAACGGUAUAUGUAACUUCUUUGUUAUUCUCAGCUCUUACGUUACUAUCAUAACCGCCAUAAUGAGAAUCAAGUCUCAGGAAGGAAGGAGGAAAGCAUUUUCGACGUGCGCUUCACACCUACUGGUGGUUAUUGUGUAUUACACCACACUCACCGGUACUUAUUUGCAGCCAAUGAGCAGCUACUCAGGGUCCAAAGACAAGACGGCUGCCGUGAUCUAUACUGUGGUCACCCCGGUCCUAAAUCCCAUAAUAUACAGUUUGCGGAAUAAUGAUGUAAAGAAGGCAGUGAAGUAUUUUUUCGUAAAGGGCGUUUAG